This is a messenger RNA of Symbiodinium sp. CCMP2456, 3447 nucleotides long. Lineage: Eukaryota; Dinophyceae; Suessiales; Symbiodiniaceae. The record is from the annotation of a GenBank genome assembly.
AUGCCAGGUUUAGUGUCUGAUAUCUUCACCCACACGCAGCUCAUUACCAAAUGGAACCGACUGGAUCAGUGGUCCCAAGGCUUACAACUCUUUGCAGAGGUUGGCCUGUGCCGACUACAGGCAAGUGUCGUCACAUACGGUGCUGCUAUCAGCUGUUACGAGAAGGUUGCGAAGUGGAAUGCUGCAGGAAGUCUACUUUGUUCGCUUCCAAGCCGACACCUGCAGCCGAACGUUGUCACCUGCAGUGCAGUGGUAAGCGCUUGUGCAAAGUGCCCGGGUCGUUGGAACGAGGCCGUUCUGCAUGUGACUCUGGCUCGUGCGAUUCUUCUCUAUCCCGAUGUGAUCGUGUACAGUGCGGCAAUCACCUCAUGCGGUGUAUCGUCCGAAUGGCUGCAAGCGCAGAUGCUCCUGCGGGAUAUGGAGCACAUGCUUCUGCGACCGAAUGUGAUUACGUAUGGUGCAGGCAUCACUGCGACUGGGAAUGCUGCGGCAUGGGCGCAAGGUAUCUUCUUGCUUGGCAACGUUUUGGAGAUGCAGCUGCAGCCGGACCUUGUGAAGUUCAAUGCCUCUGUUAGCUGCUGCGAGAGAGCUGCAAGGUGGCAACGUGCAAACCAGCUUGCGUGGGAGGCGGCAGACAGAAAGCUGCUUCCGAACUUGAUCACAAGUAACACAGUGGUCAGUGCUUGUGCUCAAGAUGGGAAGUGGCAACAGGCCUUGCAACUGCUCGAAACCAACUGGAAGCUGCGCCUGCGCAGCGACGUCAUCUCCUGCUCAGCAUCACUCCGCGCCUGCGAGGAGGCUGCAGCCUGGGAAGCUGCAUUGAUGCUGCUGCUUGCGUUCACCCAGCAGAAGCUGCAGGUCGAUGUGGCUGUCUACAAUGCCGCCAUCAGUGCGUGCGAAAAAGCUGCAGCGUGGCGGCAGGCUUUGGAGUUGAUCUCCGCAUUGCAGGAAAUUCAUUCAGAGCCUGACGUCAUCACCUACAGCGCGGCCAUCAGUGCCUGUGAGAAACCUAUGGAAUGGGAGAGAGCUCUAGUACUAUUCGUGGAGAUGCAGGCAGGCGAAGUGAGCCCAAACGUUGUGACGCACAGUGCCGUCAUCAGUGCCUGCGCAAAGGCCGGAAAAUGGCUCAUUGCACAUUGCAUUUUCGAGCAGCUUAUGGCCAGUCAUCUCCAAGUCAACCUUAUCGCCUGCAACGCACUGGCUGCCACAUCGGAAAAGUCUGGAACAUGGAGGCAGGCUCUGCAGCUUCUAGUGGACAUCGCAGCAAUGUAUCUGGAACCUGACCGCAUCACCUCUGGCGCAGCCACCGGCGCCUGCAAAUCGGCGUCCCAGUGGCAACAGGCCUUUCGGAUGAUGGGCAGAGCCGACCUGGAUGGAGCCGAGAUGGACGCCAUCUCCCUGGAUGCUGUCCUUAGUGCCUCCUACCGGGCGGGCAGCAUCAGGGCAUGCGUGUCUUUGCUGGCGCGAGUGGAGGAUCUUUUCAAGCAGAGUAUUCAAUACUGGGCAUCGACGAUUUCGUGUGUGCGUGUUUCUGUUGUGAGUGUGGCGCGGGAAGAUCCGGGCAAUCGGACCCGGAUUCUCCCCAGCCCUGUAGGCCACCCUGUCUUGGGUCCUGGAUGGAGAUGCCCGGGGGAUGCCGUGCUUUCCGACACCUCCCUUUCCCUUGCAAUGGCCUUUGGAAGGCCUGCGAGUGCAUGGCAGGAAGUGCUGUCUGAAUACCGGGAGGUGCAGCGCAGCAUCAUCAGAUACAACCUUGCAAUCAAAGCCUCCGGUAAAGCGUUGCGAUGGGCAUACUCACUGGAGCUGCUAACAGCGUUGGCAAGGCAGCGUCUACAAGAGGACACCAUUUUGUGUAGCACCACUAUCAGUGCAUGCGGGCAGGCUGCGCAAUGGCAAGGUGCACUUGCAGUUCUGACCAACAUGGACGGCGACUCCGUGGUGGUGGACGUGAUUACCAUCGGAUCUGCUGCAGGAGCCUGCGACAAGGCUGCCUGCUGGCAGCCCGCGAUCUCCUUGCUGGCCGAUCUCGAGGGAAGGAGACUGCAGGGAAGUCUCAUUCUCUUGAACUCUGUCAUCAGCGCCUGCCAGAAAGGAAGUGGCUGGACCAUGGUGGAUGCUCUGAUCUCGAAGGUCUCGGACAUGCACCUACAACCUGACCUGAUAACAUACAACUCCGCGCUGAGGGCCUUGGCAGAAAGGAAUUGGUCGAGAAGCACCACUUUGUUCCAAGACUUGCUGGACAAUAUGCUGCAGCCAGAUGUCGUCACCCACAGUUCCAUGCUGACGGGUCUCCAACUAGCGGGGGAGUGGCAGCGAGCGCUCCUGGCAUUCAGCCAUGCACUGUCACAGAAAUUACAACCGAACCUUAUCAUCUAUAGUGCAGCCAUCAGCGCCUUCGAGAACUCUGCCGACUGGCAGGGCGCUUUAUCUUUGUUUGCUGAUCUCAUCGCUGGCAACCUCCAGGUGGACUCAACCGCAUAUACCUCCUUGAUGACGGUCUGCAGGCGAGCUGGCAUGUGGCAGACAGCGCUGGCCCCGCUUUCGCAGGCGCGAGAGCUUCAGGUCCUCCCAGCUUCGAUCUUGCACAACUGUGUGAUCAGUGCGUGUGAAACUGCAUCGCAGGCAAAGCAGGCUUUGAAACUCUUGGCUAGUCUUGGGGACUGCCGCUUGCAGUCGGGCGUGACAACGUACAGCACGACCAUCAGCUCUUGUGCAAAGUCUGCGGAGUGGCUCCAAGCGCUGCUGCUCCUGGGGCAGAUGAACCAUGUGGACCUCUCUGCUAAUGUGGUGGCAUAUGGCGCAGGCAUCAGUGCAUGCGAGCGGGCAGCCAAGUGGCAACAUGCACUUGAUAUGCUUGCAUGCGUGCGGUCCAGCGACCUGCAAAACAACGAAAUCACCCACGGCUCUGCGACUAGUGCAUGUGACCGGGCCGGCGAGUGGCAGCCGGCGCUACGGCUGCUCUCAGUCACUUCUACCAGGGCCGUGGAACAUGACAUCGUCCUGCACAAUGCCGCGCUGGGUUCCCUCCGCGCAGGGGCGAAGUGGAAGUUGUCAUUCGAGGUGCUGCGCAACUUGCGGCCUGCAAGCCUGCGCCCGACGCUGAUCACGCAAACUGCUGCGAUCGCCACGUGCGAAGUUGCAGGGACGUGGGAGUCCACCCAGCUACUUUUUCGAGAACUUUUGCUCCUGCGACUGGCGCCAGACAUUGCAACCACCAAUGCCCUGGCAGGCUCUCUCGAAAGAGGACGGCAGUGGUCCCGGAUACUGGCCCUCUUCAGGCCGGGCACGGAAGCAGAUUCCAUCACGCUGAGCGCUGCUGCUGGAGCGUGUGAGGCAGAACUGGAACCGACGCAGCUGCGCUGGCAGCUACUCCAUACGGAGGUCUUGCUCGAAAGACUGUUGCGACUGCAGCUCGUGCAGAAAAGCCACAGCGCGCAAUCGAUGUAA